UCACAAGCAGUCAUGUUGUCCAUGCUGCUCAGGCUGUUUCGUAGGGACAAUACAAUACAACCAGAGACCAGACCUAGGCAGAAGGCAUUCUGUAAAGCAGGAAGAAGGAGAUGGCCCUGGGGAAGACACAGGUCUGUUGGGAAAGAGUCCUCUCAAGCCCACACCAUCAGUGAGCAGGAGCAGAGAAUGAAGAGGUUGGAGAAGCUCAAAAGGGACCUUGAAAGAAUGAAGAACGAGAGAGAUGAACUCCGGGGAAUCCUGGCACAUUAUAUUAACAAGGAUUUGAACAAGAGGUUCAACUUUGAGACCACGAUGCUGGAGAUGCAACAUGACCAGGUGAUGAGUGAGCUCAAAAACAUUCCGCAGCAGAUCAGUGAGGCCUUGUAUAUGUGCCAGGAGUUGACUAAAAAUAAUCAACUUUACAGCAUCAGGAACUGUCACCUCCUGACCGAGUCUCUUCAUAUGAAGAGUGAAGUAAAAAUGCUCUGGAAUGCAAACAGGCAGCUGCUUAAGGAACAGAUUACACUGGACGUGUGUUCUAAGGAAACAAGGAGGCUAUGUGUGGAGGCCAGCAUGAAGAUCUAUGACAAAUUUUCCAAGCAUAUCCAAUUGUGGGAAGCUGCUGCCCUGGCCACUGCCCCUAACCCGCUGGCCUUAAGGGCAUCCCAUCAGUCCCCAAAAGAAGACCAACCUCGUGUGGGACGAGGUGAGUGGCCAGUGGCGGUGCCUUGGUGCUGCAAGCACGCACAGGAUGACACUAAGGAAUGGCUCAUCAAGGUGCCCGGGAGCUUCAACCCCAUGGAAGACCAGUUCACAAAGAGGAUUCAGGCUAAGAAAGAACGCGUGGCCAAGAAAGAGAUGAACCUUCUGUGGAACCAGGCCCGCGAGCACAAGAUGCAGAUGCCCAGCUCAGCUGGGCUGCACCCUAAAGGACACCAGAGUAAGGAGGAGCUUCGGUGGGGCGCCACAACACUCUGGCAAGAAGAGGAAGUUUCAGGCCCCCUUUGGGGACUUCCCAGCCAAGAAAAAGAACCAGUGAGAGCUACUUCGAAUCAUGAACAGUAA
Messenger RNA from Arvicanthis niloticus (Nile rat), 1065 nucleotides. The record is from RefSeq and is a predicted model, not a curated record. Lineage: Eukaryota; Metazoa; Chordata; Mammalia; Rodentia; Muridae.